Molecule: messenger RNA, 966 nt
Organism: Ectocarpus sp. CCAP 1310/34
Lineage: Eukaryota; Phaeophyceae; Ectocarpales; Ectocarpaceae
Source: the annotation of a GenBank genome assembly
AUGCUAUACGCUGACGACGCGGCCAUCGUCUCGCGCUCGCCGGAGAGUCUCGAGAAGAUGAUGUCGGUCAUCGUGCGCGUGGCCGGCCUGUUCGGACUGAUGGUAUCGGAGCCAAAGACGGAGAUCAUGUGCAUGCUGCCGAAAGGGAUCGAGGAACGCCCGUUCACGGUCAGCGCCGCCGGCCAGACGUACAAGCAGACAGAUCGGUUUGUGUACCUCGGACGUACCAUCUCCGCGGACGGGAAGGCCGACCGGGAGAUCACGAGCCGCAGCUGCCGAGCGUGGAAGUGCUACCGCCGGAACAGUGCUUCGAUGUACGACAGGCGACGGGCCGACCGCCAGGUCAAGAUCAGGCUACUCCAGGUUCAAGUGGUGGAGACUCUCCUGUAUGGGUGCGCCUCAUGGAGCCUAACAGCGGAGCACUACACCAAGCUCAAUGGGACCCACCGCCAGUCCCUUACACGGUGCAUCGGCUGGAGCAAGCGGAAACCCUCAGACCGCCCCCUGUCCUAUGCCCAGGCCCUCAUCCAGGCAGGCUGCGAGGAAACCAUCGAGGCCACCGUGCGCAAACGGAGACUGUGUUUCGCGGGCUUCGUUAUGCGCAUGGAGGACAACCGCCUCCCCAAGCGCAUGCUGUUAGGAGCAAUGGCGGGGGGCGUGGGAUACCGGGGCGGGCAGGAGAGCGACUGGGUGUCUCGUCUAGGAGAGGACCUCGUGGCCUUCAACAUGGAAGAUCAAAAGGGGGGAAAUGGAAACAGAGCGCCAAGGACCCGGAGGCAGGAGGCGGAAGCGUCCGCGAAGCGCCACGCGAGGGAAGUAGAAACAGAGAGUACGGCCAUCUCAAGACCGAAGAGAAAGAGAGUCAGGGAAGCGGCGGUGGGGGGGAAGAAAUGGCGACCGGGCACUGCUGUGGAAGCGAGUAGGGCGGCCGAGGCAGCACUUGUGGCGAACUAUGUGCCCGGCUGA